Messenger RNA from Striga asiatica, 812 nucleotides. NCBI's taxonomy places the organism in Eukaryota, Viridiplantae, Streptophyta, Magnoliopsida, Lamiales, Orobanchaceae. The record is from the annotation of a GenBank genome assembly.
AACAAGAAUUAAAUCGUGCUUGAAAACACCUUUAUCAAAGUAAUAUGAAUAAAUCUUCUUAUUUAUUUUUAUAUUGGUCGCAACGAGUUAAGUGGCUGUCAAGGAGAAAACGGGUCAACAUAUAGGAGAAAGCUGUGAUGAUUUUUCAAAAGAUCACUUAACAAUUACAUUNGAAAAAAAAAAAAACAAGAAAGCAAAAUAAUAAAACAAUGGCCAAGGCUGUAGCUCUCGCAUCCGCCCUCUGCAUCCUGGCCAUUGCCACCUUCGCCAACGCCCACCACGACUUCAAUGUCGAGGGUGACGUCUACUGUGACCCGUGCCGUGUCCAGUUCGAGACCGAGCUCGCCCGAAGGCUCGUCGAUUCAUGCGAAGAGGGUGCGGUCCGAGAGGUGGGCCUAGGUGCACUUAAUGAGAUUCCAUCUCAACAUCAAUUGAUGAUGGAAGGAAGGAGUGCCAACGUGCGGCUGGAAUGCAGGCAUGCAGACACCAAAGCCGUGACCUAUUCGUUGGAUGGGGUGACCGGCCCCAAUGGGCAGUAUAGCCUCCCAGUUGUCGGGGACCACGGUGACGAGAUAUGUGAGGUAUCGGUGGUCAAGAGCCCGAGCGACGAUUGCAACGAACCGUUGGGCGAUAAGUCGAGGGUGGUGUUGGCGUCCAAUGACGGCAUGCACUCGGGCUUCAGGUUCGCCAAUGCCAUUGGAUUCCAGACCAAGACUGCCCUCCCUCAGUGUGGACCCGUCCUCUUCAACAUGGGCGUUGUAGUUGGAUCGCAAUAAAUAUAAUUUCUUUUAUUUGUUUCAAUUUCUCUCUAA